AUGGGAGAGUUCCAUUCAUCAUCAUUCCAAUUACUAUUACCAAAUCAAAACAAAUCAAAUACAAGAGAGAUGAGUAGUAGGAUUAAUAGACCAAGUACACCUACAUUACAAGACUCAAAAAGACCAACAGCUAAAAGAUCACCUUCAAUUUUAGUAACAGAUGUUAGAAGUCAUAAUUUAAAAGGAACAAGAGCACCGUUUGCUGGUCAUAAUUAUAAGAAGCAACAACAACAAUUACAACAACAGCAGCAGCAGCAGCAGCAACAGUCUCAAUCAUCUCAAGGUUACAACUUCCUGCAACAACAACAUCAAAGCGCACUUCAAAAACGAUUAGCUUUUAGGAAUAAAUAUGCUGAUAUAUCAGUUGAUAAAUUAUUAAGCAAUUCAAGUGAUAUUCCAUCUGGUCAAAGUAGAUUACCUCCACGAUUAGUCGAUAGAGGAUUGUAUAAUAAGCAAUCUUCGGCAAGUCCACCACCAACAAUUGGGAAUCCUAAAUUCCCAGAAGCAAGAUUAAAUGUACGCAGUAUUCCCAAAUUAUCACAAUCAUUACCUGCUAGAACUUCAAAGACAUCUCAGAAAUUAGUAUUAAUCCCAGAACAACAACAACAUUAUAAACAAACCACAUCACCUCCAUCUCAUGCGAUUACUGCCCACGCCAAGGCAACAUCACCUACUCUUUCUCCUCAGAAUAAUCUUGAUCUUCAAGCCCAACUCGAUAGGUCCCGAGCUGAACUAAUGCCCAAAGAAGCAAGAGCUCAAGAAUUUAGUAGAAUGACUGCAUAUUUCAUAUGUCAAGAAUUCAACCUACCUGCAAUUGCCAAAUUCUUACGUAAGAAUCAUGAAGUAAAACCAAGAGUUUAUGAUGAAGCAUUAUAUGUUCCAUAUACAUUACCAUUAUUACCUGGAAAUGAUGGGCUUCGGGUCAAAUCCAAUAAUUCUGCAAAAUUGGUCGCUAAUAAUCGAUAUAUGGAGAAAUUAAUUAAUCGAACUGAACAAACUGAUCAUUUAUAUGAAUAUUAUUCCGGAGUUGAAACUCCUGAGGAUGUGAAUAAUUAUAGUAUGGAUCCGGAAUUGGAAGAUGUACAUACUCCAUUUGAUCCAUCUGAACCUCAAUUCUUUGCCCCACCAAUGGAAAAUAGUCCUGUGAGUAGUGAGAGUGUUAAUUCGGAGAGUAGGAGCAUUAAAACACCUCCGCCUGAAACUGAUAACAAGGCUAAGAAUUUAGAAGUCCGUUUCGUUGAUGAACCAAUUCGACUUGAUACGAGUAAUCGUCCAAGUUCACCCCAUCAUUCCCAAUCGGAUGUUGUUUCAAGACAUCAUGCGGAAAUGUUUAUAUUCGCUUAUGGGAUUGUUGUAUUUUGGAAUUUUUCUGAAAUUCAUGAAAAGAAUAUCCUUGCAGAUUUGGCAUUUGCCGAUGAACCUGAAGAAUUAUUAAUCCAACCGGUUGAUGAACAAGAUAUAGAGACUGAAGAAUUUCAUUUCGAAUAUGAUUCACAAAUCCAUAGACCUAGGAUAUAUAAUGAUAUGAUCACGCUUAGGUCGGGUGAUCAUUUGAUUAAAUUAACCAUGUCGCAUGCGAUUGCCCAGCUGACGAAAUUGGGAUUGUUUGAAAGUAGGAUGGUUAAUAUUUUACAACUGAUUAGUAGAUUGCCUAAGAAGCUUGCAUUGACUGGACAAUUAGGUCUAAAGAGGAAUCAAUUGUUGAAAAAAUCGGGGAAAUUGUUUAAACUUAGAGUGGAUGUGAAUUUACUGAGUUCUAUAUUGGAUACUCCUGAUUUCUUUUGGUCUUUUGAACCAGCAUUACAUCCGUUGUAUAAUGCAGUUAGGGAAUAUCUUGAAAUUGAUCAAAGAGUUCAAGUUUUAAAUGAUAGAUGUAAAGUGUUUUUGGAAUUUGUUGAUAUUGUAAGCGAUAGUAUGAAUGAGAAGAAUACCAAUAGAAUUACUUGGAUGAUUAUUAUAAUUAUUGCAUUAAGUUUGUUCGUAAGUUUAUUUGAAUUUAUAUUGGAAAUUAUAUAG
Molecule: messenger RNA, 2016 nt
Organism: Hemisphaericaspora subhashii
Lineage: Eukaryota; Fungi; Ascomycota; Pichiomycetes; Serinales; Debaryomycetaceae
Exons: 1
Coding region: 1-2016 (671 amino acids)
Source: RefSeq, a predicted model, not a curated record